Rhineura floridana is the source of this 530-nucleotide messenger RNA. Its product is annotated as purpurin-like. The transcript has 4 exons. Gene Ontology annotation, molecular function: retinol transmembrane transporter activity; retinoid binding. Lineage: Eukaryota; Metazoa; Chordata; Lepidosauria; Squamata; Rhineuridae. The record is from RefSeq and is a predicted model, not a curated record. Bases 1 to 378 code for a protein of 125 amino acids.
AUGAUAAUCAUCACCCUGAAAAUGGCACAGCAAAUGGACAAAUUCUGGGUAAUCUGUGCUGACAUGGCUGCCCAGUACUCAGUGCCUGACCCCAGCACUCCAGCAAAAAUGUUCAUGAAUUAUCGAGGCCUGGCAAGCUAUUUGUCAAGUGGAGGUGACAGCUACUGGGUGAUUGGCCCAGACUAUGAUAGCUAUGCCAUCACCUAUGCCUGCUGCAGUCUGAAAGAGGAUGGAUCCUGCGUUGACGGCUACUCCCUUAUUUUCUCCCGCAAUCCCCGCGGUCUUCCCCCAGCCAUUCAGCCCAUUGUGCACCAGAAGCAGGAAGAAAUCUGUAUGUCUGGCCAGUUCCAGCCUGUACUACAGUCGGGGGCCUGUUAAAUCAAAACACCUCCCAUCCAGAGUUGGAGCAGAGGCCAGAUUUCUGCAUCUUGAAGUUGUCCGUGUAUAGAUUGGAUUAGAGCUUUUCCUCAAACACAUCUGUUGGUUUAUUUUUUAUUUUAUUGCACUUGGGAGCAACACAUAUUGCUUAU